Messenger RNA from Ostertagia ostertagi, 396 nucleotides. NCBI's taxonomy places the organism in Eukaryota, Metazoa, Nematoda, Chromadorea, Rhabditida, Trichostrongylidae. The record is from the annotation of a GenBank genome assembly.
AUGCAGAGCUCUGGCAUCUACCUUCAAUCUGAAUUUGGUAAGAAAUCAGCUAAAACUGUUCUUUCUAAAACAAUAAGACAUGGCCAGAUUCCUGCUUCAAGACCUCGUGCGACGUUGAAACUUCCGUCAGCGAGGAAUUAUGUGGGUGUGGUCACUCCAUUUCUUGAAACUUAUGUUGGUAUCCCAAAUUCAGUGAAUAUUUCUCUUACCGAACCAAUGGGCCCACCAACGGAUGUGCAGUUAACAUUCCAUUCUCCGACCUCUACCACAAUUUCUUUCACAGCACCACGGCAAACGAACCCUGACGUCGAGAACAAAGGAUGCCAGCUUCCAAGAUUUAGCAAGAUUCCUGUUCUUGUUCAGAACCAAUGGGCCCACCAACGGAUGUGCAGUUAA